Molecule: messenger RNA, 3390 nt
Organism: Acanthochromis polyacanthus (spiny chromis)
Lineage: Eukaryota; Metazoa; Chordata; Actinopteri; Pomacentridae
Product: trafficking protein particle complex subunit 5-like
Exons: 3
Coding region: 106-672 (188 amino acids)
Biological process (GO): endoplasmic reticulum to Golgi vesicle-mediated transport
Cellular component (GO): TRAPPI protein complex; TRAPPIII protein complex; TRAPPII protein complex
Source: RefSeq, a predicted model, not a curated record
GGAGGCAGCAAAACACCUCCGCUGCGUUUCGUCUGCUGUAAAUUACACCAACAGAGGAAGAAGAAGCAGAGCCUGAACAGCAGCUGAUUUCGCUCCAGCAAGAGAAUGGACACAAGGUUUACUCGAGGGAAAUCCAACAUCUUAGAGCGGCCCCUGACCCGACCAAAGACCGAAGUCAGCGUGAGCGCCUUCGCCCUGCUGUUCUCUGAGAUGGUCCAGUACUGUCAGAGCCGAGUGUACUCCGUAACCGAGCUGCAGACCCGGCUGGCUGACAUGGGCCAGAGCGUUGGAGCCAGCAUGCUGGAUGUUCUGGUUCUGAGGGAGAAGAACGGAAAGAGGGAGACCAAAGUGCUGAACAUGCUGCUCUUCAUCAAGGUUAAUGUGUGGAAGUCUUUGUUCGGUAAGGAGGCGGACAAGCUGGAGCAGGCCAACGACGACGACAAGACGUAUUACAUCAUAGAGAAAGAGCCGCUUAUCAACGCCUACAUCUCCGUGCCGAAGGAGAACAGCAGCUUGAACUGUGCUGCCUUCACCGCCGGCAUCGUGGAAGCCAUCCUGACUCACAGCGGCUUCCCCGCUAAGGUCACCGCUCACUGGCACAAAGGCACCACUCUGAUGAUCAAGUUUAACGAGUCGGUUAUCGCCAGGGACAAGGCUUUGGAUGGCAGAUAGGAAAGACUGGACACGGUGAAUUGUGUUGUAAAUGGAUAGGGAAUGAGGAUCAAUCAUCAAAGCUCAGGCUGGUGUUUGUUCCUGAUGUGUGGACGACGUAUUGUCCUGGUGGUAACUGAUGAGAAAAGACGACUUUAUGGAUGAAUGACUGCAAUGCACUGAGCCACAUGUAGAGCAGAAAAGACGCAACUAGCUGGUUUUGUGGAUCAUCUCUCACUGGUUUUACCUCAUGAAGUUGUUCAGAUCACUUUUCAUUUGUAGUUUUUUGGUUACAUGUUUAUUUCACAGAUAAUCCAUAAAAGAUAAAGACAUCGGAUCGUAUUGUCACCCCGUCUUUUAGUUGUUUUUUCAUGACUGCAUCUCUGAUUCUUGAGAGUCACCAUAUUUUUUUUAAAAUGGCUUCAAUCAAAUAACCUUAUGGCCUGUUUGUAGACUAAAUAAUGAAUCAGAUAUGUCAAAAUUAGACUGGUACACUGAACAAAAACCUGCUAAAUGGUGGCCAACACAGUUCCACAUUCUUCCUUUUUAAAAUGUUCAUUAAAAAAUAAUGUUUUUUAACAACAAAAUAUUUUAUCUUCCGUUUUUUUCUGAUUCAUUCCAGUUCAGUCUCAGCUUUCAUCUCUGUAAAAUAGCGUCUUAAUCUGGGACAGCGAGGUCGUGUCGUCACUGCUCGUGUUUCUUUUGCUUUUAUUAUAAAUGUGGAAAUUUGAGAUGUCUAAAACACAGGGUGGUUUACAUUCUACUGUUUAAAACUUGAACAUCGAGCACAUUUGAGAGGAUAUGACUACUGUUAAAGGGGAACUUCGUUUUUUUUCAACCUGGGGUCUGUUUCCAUAUGUCAUUUCAUACAUGUGAGUGAUGCAGAAAUGAAUUUUUGACAUAGCUCCAGUAUUUAGCCAGGCAGGCAGCUUAGCAGCUCAGCUAGCAGCUCAGCUAGCGAAAAGUAUGGGGCAACUGGCCCCCCCGCGUCAAAGUCCGCCCUAACGUGCUUUUUACCCCACACUGACCGGCUCAGAUAGUCUCAAUGAGUGUCCCACAACAUACUAGAGAUGAGAAGUGAAUGAAAACCUCCACAUUACCUGGCGAUCGCUCCAAAGAGCUCGCGCGAUUUCGGAACGAGAUUUGCUUUCUUGCGUCUUGAGAUUUGGAUACAGACCACAACAAAGAGCGAUCGCCAGGUAAUGUGGAGGUUUUCGUUCACUUCUCAUCUCUAGUAUGUUGUGGGACACUCAUUGAGACUAUCUGAGCCGGUCAGUGUGGGACAAAAAGCACGUUAGGGCGGCCUUUGAUGCGGGGGGGGGGGCCAGCUGCCCCAUACUUUUCGCUAGCCGAGCUGCUAAGCUGAGCUGCUAAGCUGCCUGCCUGGCUAAAUACUGGAGCUAUGUUGAAAAUUCAUUUCUCCAUCACUCACAUGUAUGAAAUGACAUAUGAAACAGACCCCAGGUUGAAAAAAAACGAAGUUCCCCUUUAAGCUGACUAAAUAAAGGGAAAUAUAGUUUCAGCAUUUCACUGCCAGGAUUUGACUACCGCCACAUUUGGCAAGAAAAUUAGUGUAGAUGUGCAGAUUAGAGUGAAAGUCAUUGUGGAAUGCACCUAUUUUUGUUUGUUUUACUCAGAACAGGCAGAAAGAUGAGAAGGUUGAUAUUAUGUCUGUAGAGUUAGAGCUUAGCUUAGUGCAUAGACUGUAAACAGGGAUGAGGAGCUCACCUGGUUGCUGCAAAACACAAUGGAAUCUGUCUAGUACCACUUCUAAUUCCUGCAUUAUAAAACACUUACACUGCAAUGUAUAAAAAGUACAUAUGGUGUAACCAGAUGUACCGGAAGCUAAAGACUUGAUAUUUUGUCCAGGCUAGCCUCUGUUCCACUCGUUUCUAUAGCUCUGUACAAUGUCACAUUCAACAUUCUCAGUGUAAAAAUGAAGUGAUUUCAGGGGUUUACUUUCCAUCAUAAUCAGCAUCCACUACAGCACUGGUUUUCAGACUUUGUAACUUUAUAAUUUUACAAAGUUGAAGAAAUGAUUACGUUGCAGAAAAUAUAUAUAUAUAUAUAUAUAUAUAUAGAUUAUUUAAUAUAUUAAAUAAUGUGUUAUUGCAGCUACACCUGCAUUUGUUAUUUUAUAAUAACAUAUUAAUAUAUUAUUUUUAUAUUUGUAUUAUAUAACAGCAUUGCAAAAUAUUGCUAUUAUUAAUAUAUCUAUAUUUCAACAAUAAUAUUAAUAGUAUAUUAACAAUACUAUGUAAUUAAAUAGCAUAAAUGUAGGUGUAGCUGGAAACUAUUAAAUAAGAUUAUCUAAUAUAUUAAUAUAUACUUAUAGUUAAUAUUCUUAUUAACAACAAUGACAUUACCAAUGUUAUGUUAUUAAUAAGAAAUAGCACAUUGUAUUUAUUAUAUUAAGUGCUAUAUUAUUAUGUAAGGGUGUUAAGUAUAAUAAAAAAUAUGAAUUAUUGUUAUUACUAAUGUGUGUCAUCCUGGAGUCAGAGCGAGGCUAACUGUUUCCCUCUAUUUCCAGUCUUUAUGCUAAGCUAACCUAGCUGAUCUUUACUCAUAUACAGAUAUAAAUAGCAUCUUAUCUUAGCAAGAAAGUAAAUCAGUACGUUUUUUUAAAAAAAAAGGAAAGUUACAGUUCUCAUAAUAUCUCAUGUUGCUCUUAUUUGUGUGUAAUGUGUAGUUGAUGAUGUUACUGUUUAUUCAUCUGUAAAUAAAGCUUUAAUAAACACG